This is a messenger RNA of Brassica oleracea var. oleracea, 2056 nucleotides long. RefSeq names its product mannosyl-oligosaccharide 1,2-alpha-mannosidase MNS2. Gene Ontology annotation, molecular function: calcium ion binding; mannosyl-oligosaccharide 1,2-alpha-mannosidase activity. The transcript has 14 exons. The record is from RefSeq and is a predicted model, not a curated record. NCBI's taxonomy places the organism in Eukaryota, Viridiplantae, Streptophyta, Magnoliopsida, Brassicales, Brassicaceae. Gene Ontology annotation, cellular component: Golgi membrane; endoplasmic reticulum. The coding region runs from base 121 to 1836 and encodes 571 amino acids. Gene Ontology annotation, biological process: N-glycan processing; carbohydrate metabolic process.
GACACUUUUCAAUCACCCAACUUGUUUGGUUUUUCUCUUUCUAUCUUGAAAAAAAAAAAAACCAAUGUUUCUUCUUCCUUAACUGAUUCUUGCCGGAUCUCCCUCAAAGUUCUAAUCGAGAUGGCGAGGAGUAGACUGGUUACUGGUCAUGGGAUAUGGAAGUACUUCAACCCUGCUUAUUGUCACGGAAGAACUAUGCGUCUAGCUUUGCUUUUCAUCCUCUUCAUCUCUGUUUCAAUGGUCGUUUGGGACCGUCAAACGCGUGGACGUGAUCACGAGCUUGAAGUUUCGAAGUUAAAUAAACAAGUCUUGCGGUUGCAGCGGAUGUUAGGAGAUGUAAAAAGCGUCAAGGAGGAUGCAACUGUGAGGACACUAAAGAACGUCAAGGAAGAACCGGUUGAUGCACAGCGAAAGCAGAGAGUAAAAGAAGCAAUGAUUCAUGCUUGGAGUUCAUAUGAAAAGUAUGCCUGGGGAAAAGACGAGCUUCAGCCCCAGACAAAAGAUGGCGUUGACAGCUUUGGUGGCUUGGGAGCGACUAUAAUAGAUGCACUAGAUACACUCUAUAUAAUGGGUCUACACGAGCAGUUUCAGAAAGCUAGAGAGUGGGUUGCAACAUCAUUAGAUUUCGACAAGGACUAUGACGCCAGUAUGUUCGAGACAACCAUAAGAGUGGUGGGAGGGCUUCUCAGCUCGUAUGAUCUUUCUGGGGAUAAACUUUUCCUUGAAAAGGCCAAGGAUAUAGCAGAUAGAUUAUUGCCUGCAUGGAACUCUUCAUCUGGGAUCCCAUAUAAUAUUAUCAACUUGAGGCAUGGAAACGCUCACAACCCUACAUGGGCAGGGGGAGACAGUAAUCUUGCAGAAUCUGGUACUGAACAGCUCGAGUUUAUUGCCCUUUCUCAGAGAACUGGGGACCCUAAAUAUCAGCAAAAGGUAGAAAAGGUCAUUACAGUACUAAAUAAGAACUACCCUGCUGAUGGUUUACUUCCAGUCGAUAUAAAUCCCGAUACAGCUGAACCAUCAUACUCGACCAUAACAUUUGGUGGCGGGGGAGACAGCUUUUAUGAAUAUUUACUCAAAGUUUGGGUGUUUGGGAACAAAAAUUUAACAGUGAAACACUAUAGAGAUAUGUGGGAGAAGUCAAUGAAUGGUCUGCUAAGCUUGGUUAAGAAAUCAACACCUUCCUCCUUUACAUAUAUCUGUGAGAAGAGUGGAAGUUCGUUGACCCAUAAGAUGGAUGAAUUGGCUUGCUUUGCUCCUGGAAUGUUGGCUUUAGGAUCAUCUGGGUAUGAUGAUCCUACUCAAGCAAAGAAGUUUCUCACGGUUGCUGAAGAGCUUGCAUGGACAUGUUAUAACUUUUACCAAUCAACACCAACAAAACUAGCUGGAGAGAAUUAUGUCUUCAACUCUGGGAGUGACAUGAGUGUUGGGGCGCUUUCGAACAUCUUGAGGCCAGAGACUGUUGAAUCACUGUUUUACCUCUGGAGGUUAACUGGUAACAAGACAUAUCAAGAUUGGGGCUGGAAUAUUUUUGAAGCCUUUGAGAAGAACUCGCGUAUAGAAACUGGAUAUGUUGGUUUGAAAGAUGUUAAUACAGGAGUUAAGGACAACAAGAUGCAGAGUUUCUUCCUUGCUGAGACGCUUAAGUAUCUCUAUCUCCUUUUCUCGCCCACAACGGUUAUUCCCUUGGACGAGUGGGUGUUCAACACAGAAGCGCAUCCACUUAAGAUAGUGCCCUGGAAGGAUCAGGUGAAUCCCGGACAAUCUAACAGCGUGCAGCGACGCAAACCAAGAGUUACAUUACGCAAGAGGCGUUUUGGUCGGAUGGAACAUAAGUAAGCACGCUCGCUGUGGAAGUUUCUUAACUGAGUAAUGUGGCUUGGCUAUACAUAAAUAACUUUAUAUAUUCAAGGAACCAUUAAAAAAUGAAAUUUCAAGAUAGGCACUUGUUGGAAUAGUUUGACAAAAUAACCAAACAGGUUUGCCUUACCUUAUACAUUGUCUGUUUGUACCCUUGGAAAAUAAGAUUAGUGGAGUAUUAAGUCCUUAUCAAAGUUUA